This is a messenger RNA of Colletotrichum chrysophilum, 1380 nucleotides long. RefSeq lists its product as uncharacterized. Gene Ontology annotation, molecular function: alpha-1,2-mannosyltransferase activity. Gene Ontology annotation, cellular component: Golgi apparatus. Gene Ontology annotation, biological process: mannan biosynthetic process. The record is from RefSeq and is a predicted model, not a curated record. Bases 1 to 1380 code for a protein of 459 amino acids. The transcript has a single exon. NCBI's taxonomy places the organism in Eukaryota, Fungi, Ascomycota, Sordariomycetes, Glomerellales, Glomerellaceae.
AUGAUCAACGACGCCCUCAAUGGACAGCCCCCAACACAGCCAGUACAACUUGUUCCCGAUGCGCACAAGUUAGCGACGGCGGAUGAGUUUCUUCCACAUUUUGCAGCAGUCAUUCAAGAGAAGGGAAUCUCUCAGCGAGAAGCCCGCGCAACAUGCACGUGGCCAGCGGACGUGUUUGUCGACUUUCAAUUCUCCGAUACGCUGGAGUGGGUUCUCGAGGACCGGCCAGUGUUGGAGAUAGAGCUGCGCCGACGCGAGUGGCACGACUUUGUUCAGAAGGGCAUGAUACCAUACACGACCGUAAAGGAUCGGUUUCUGGGAAGAGGUUUGGUCAUUGUUGCUGGCAAUGCGGACACGAUCAUGCGCGUCAAGGUGAUCCUUCGACAGCUGAACAGACUGGGAUCCAGCAUUCCUAUCGAGAUCCAUUACUGGGACACUGAAAUGGAUAUUGGUGCAAUGGCGGAUCUCAAUGCGUUGUACACCCCGAUCUACUACAACGACUUGUCGAAGCCGCAUAACAUUAUCCACAUCAAGAAGGACGGAUAUUUUGGAAUCAACUACCAGCUGAAGACGGCAGCUUUGCUGAAUUCUCGAUGGGCUGAGCCAAUCCUGCUAGACUCCGACAACAUUCCCAUACUGGACCCAGCGACCCUGUACGAUUCGAUUCAAUAUCAAGAGUACCACUCCGUAUUCUGGCCAGACAUCGCACGUACACGACCACAGAAUCCUGUUUGGGCUAUCUUCAAUACACCUUGCCGGAUGGCCGAAUAUGAGCAAGAAAGCGGGCAGCUAUUGGUCGACAAGACGCGAUUCUGGUAUCAUCUCCAACUAGCGUCAUGGCUGAACAACGAGCAGGGGAAGUACUACAAUGAGAUCCUGCUGGGCGACAAGGAUAUGUUCCGCUUCGCGUGGCAUGCCCUGAAAACAAACUUUGGGAAGCCCAAGAAGUGGGUUACAAGCGUUGGCACGGAAAACGAUGGGUUUUACUGCGGUCAUUCGUUCGCGCAGCAUCAUCCGGAUGACGGGAGAGUGGCGUUUCUGCACGGCGGACUAGUGAAAACAGUGUCUCUGGAGGUGAUGAGGUGGAAUCGCGAUGUUAAGGGAGGCUAUCUUCGGCACUACAAGAGGUCGCCGAGCGAAGAGAGUCCAGAGGUGAACAUUAACGUCGCCAUAAAGUUCGACGGAGCGGCUUACAUGCCUGACCAUUCCAACAAGUUCGAGGCCGCCCAAUGUACCGACAUGUUCGACGUCCAGGCGCGAGACCUGAACGCGAUCCUCCCCGGAUUCGAGCAAACCUUCCGGGAGAUAGGAGGAUACUGGCAACUGGACCAAGAGGACACGGGAAACUUUGGUCAAACCAACCCUUUCCCAGCCGGGUGA